Menidia menidia (Atlantic silverside) is the source of this 9105-nucleotide messenger RNA. The record is from the annotation of a GenBank genome assembly. Lineage: Eukaryota; Metazoa; Chordata; Actinopteri; Atheriniformes; Atherinopsidae.
AUGCUGUCCCCUCUUCGGUGUUUUCUGUAUUUGUUAGUCCUUGGCGUUUCGGGAGUAAACUCGUCGACCCUCCGCCUGCAUCCGGACCAGCGCUUCACGCCGCCGCAGCAACGGGGCUUCUUCACCAUUGAGGCGAACGAGGAUUUAACGGACGGAGAUGGAGGUGGAGGAGGAGGUGGUGGCGGAGGAGGAGGAGGAGGACGCGCCGCGGCUCCUGCGCUGCCUCCGGCCGUCCGGGGCUCCGGCGCCCGCCCGGAGCCCCGAAGCCGCCGGAGCACCGGCGAACUAGCCAUGCCGAAGGUGUACGGCCAGGCUAACUUGAACGACUCUCACAACCAGAUGGUGGUCCACUGGGCUGGCGAGAAAAGCAACGUAAUUGUUGCUUUGGCUCGAGACAGCGCAGCUGCGACGGGGCCCAAAACCAGCUCUGUUUAUGUGUCCUACGACUAUGGGAUGUCUUUCACGCUCGUCUCGGACAAGUUCCAGUUUUCCAAAGCCAAGAUGAAGGACGGCAGCAAGCAAGCCAUCUCUCAGUUCUACCACAGCCCAGCAGACAACCAGCGGUAUAUUUUUGCGGACUCCACCAACAACUACUUGUGGAACACCUUUGACUUCUGCAACACUGUUCAGGGCUUCGCUCUUCCCUUCAAACCAACCGAUCUGCUGCUUCACUCCAGACGGUCUAACCUUGUGCUCGGCUACGACGGCUCUCAUCCAAACAAGCAGCUGUGGAAAUCUGACGAUUUUGGGGAAACGUGGGUGCUGAUCCAAGAGCACGUGAAGACCUACUUCUGGGGUGUGGAGCCUUACGACCCCCCCACUACAGUGCUGGUCCAGAGGCACGAGCCCCAGGGCGUCUCCACCAUACUCAGCAGCACCGACUUCUUUCAGAGCGAGCAGAACCGCAAGGUGAUCCUGGAGAAGGCGGACAGCUUCCAGCUCCGGGACAAGUACAUGUUCGCCACCACCACGCGGAAACUGUUCGGCAGUCAUGAGGCCUCAUCAGUUCAGCUCUGGGUGUCCUACAACCGUCAGCCAAUGAAACAAGCCCGGUUUAUGACCCGACAUCCAAUAACAGAGUACUACAUAGCAGACGCAUCCGAGGACCAAGUGUUUGUGUGUGUGAACCAUCUGAACAACGUCACACACCUCUACAUCUCAGACACACAGGGCCUGUCAUUCUCUCUGUCCCUCGAGAAUGUGCUAUAUUACAGUCCCGAGGGCUCGGGCAGCAACACACUCAUCAGGUACUUUGCCAAUGAACCUUUCGCGGACCUGCACCGUGUGGACGGGCUGCGGGGAGUGUUCAUUGCCACGCUCAUCAACGGCUCCGUCAGCGAGAACAACAUGCGCUCCGUCAUCACCUUUGACAAAGGAGGCACGUGGGAGCUUCUGCAGCCACCUGCGGCCGACAGCCUGGGAGGAACUGUGGACUGCCAGCUCAGUAAAGGUUGUUCUCUCCAUUUGGCCCAACGGUGGAGCCAGCUGUUCAACAUCCAGCUGCGGAGGAUGCCCAUUUUAUCCAAGGACUCCGCUCCAGGACUCAUCAUGGCGACAGGUUCUGUGGGCAGGAACUUGGCCAACAAACCUAAUGUGUAUGUUUCGAGCAGUGCUGGCGCCCGGUGGAAAGAGGCACUGGCAGGCCCUCAUUUCUACACGUGGGGUGAUCACGGUGGUAUCCUAAUGGCUAUCACACAGGGAGGCUCAACAAAACACCUCAAGUUUAGCACCAAUGAAGGUGAGACGUGGACUGAAUUUAAGUUCUCAGACAAGGAGGUGUACGUGUACCAGCUCCUGACGGAGCCCGGAGAGAAGAGCACCAUUUUCACCAUCUUUGGAUCCUACGCUGAGCAGAAACACAGCUGGCUCAUCCUGCAGGUCAACGCCUCGGACGUCCUGGGCGUGCCUUGUUCUGAGGCCGACUACAAGCACUGGUCCCCAUCAGACGAGCACGGCAAUGAGUGCCUGUUGGGCCGAGAGAUCACCUUUAAGAGACGGGCUCCUCACGCUACGUGCUUUAACGGGGAGGAUUUUGACCGACCGGUCACCGUCUCCAACUGCUCCUGCACGCGCCAGGAUUACGAAUGUGACUAUGGCUUCAAGCUUAGUGAAGACUUGUCCCUUCAAGUGUGUGUGCCAGACCCGGAGUUCCUGGGCGACCUCUAUGUACCUCCAGUUCCUUGCCCUGUUGGUACCACCUACCGCCGCAGUAAAGGCUACAGGAAGGUACCAGGUGACAGCUGUAAUGGAGGCGACGUCGAGUCUAGACUGGACGGAGAGAUGUUGCCCUGUCCUGUCGGAGAGAGUAAUGAAUUCAUCCUAUACGCUGUGAGGAACUCCAUUCAUCGCUACGACUUGGCCACGGGCACCGACCAGGCCCUGCCUCUGGCUGGCCUGCGGGAGGCUGUGGCCCUGGCCUUUGACUACGACAGGAACUGUCUGUACUGGGCUGACAUCUUUCUCGACACCAUACAGCGUCUUUGCCUUAACGGCAGCACUGGUCAGGAGGUCGUGGUCAGGAAAGACCUGCAGAACGUGGAGGCUUUGACCUUCGACCCUAUAAGUCGGCUCCUUUACUGGGUGGAUGCAGGCGCUCAAAAGAUUGAGGUUUCUAACCCCGAUGGGGACCUGCGUCACACUUUGCUCAACUCCUCCACCCUGGAACAUCCUCGAGCUCUGGUCCUACUGCCUGGUGAGAGUCUAAUGUUUUGGACUGAUUGGGGAGACCGAGCAGCCGGCGUGUACCGGAGCUACAUGGACGGAACCAAUGUAUCCUGCAUCGUGUCAGAAGGCGUCCGCUGGCCCAACGGGAUCACGGCCGACGAUCACUGGCUGUACUGGACAGAAGCCUACAGCGACCGUAUUGAGAGGGCCGACUUCUCAGGGAGCCAGAGGAGCAUUCUCAUGGAGGGACUGCCACAUCCAUACGCCAUAGCUGUCUUCAAGAAUGAUCUGUACUGGGACGACUGGUCGAGAAUGGGGAUCUUCAAAGCUCCAAAGGCUGGAUCUCAGAACAAUGAGCUGAUUGUUGGCAGACUAAGUGGAGUCAUGGACCUCAAGAUUUUUUACAAGGGAAAGAGCAGAGGCCACAAUGCCUGCGCUGACCAGCCCUGCAGCCUGCUAUGCCUGCCUCAGCCCGGCCACAGACACACCUGCGUGUGCCCAGACGAUACCCCUACUGUGACCAUGCCGAACGGGGAGCUCCAGUGCCUGUGCCCCCCCGACUACCAACUCCAAAACAACUCCUGUGUAAAGACCGAGCACAGCUGUUUGCCCAACCAGUACCGCUGCUCCAACGGCCGCUGCAUCAGCAGCAUCUGGAAAUGCGACAGCGAUAACGACUGCGGGGACAUGAGUGACGAACAGGAGUGUCCCACCACCGCCUGCGAUCCAUCCAACCAGUUUCGCUGCGUGGCCUCGGGCUCAUGCAUCCCGCUGGCCUUCAAAUGCGACCACGAAGACGAUUGCGGAGACAACAGCGACGAGGAGCAUUGUGAGUCUCACCAGUGUGGCCCAGGGGAGUUCACCUGUGCGCGUGGCGUUUGCAUUCGUGAGGCAUGGCGCUGUGAUGGAGACAAUGACUGCAGAGACUGGUCAGAUGAAGCCAACUGCACAGUGGGCCACCAUACAUGUGAGCCCAGCAGCUUCCAGUGUCACACUGGUCACUGUAUCCCACUGCGCUGGAGGUGUGAUGGCGAUAAUGACUGUCAGGAUGACUCGGAUGAAGAUCCUCAAUAUUGUGAGGGCACACAGUGUAAAGGCUUCCUCUGCUCCAAUGACACCUGCCUGCCGGCCACUGCUCACUGCAAUGGCGUCCAUGACUGCCCAGAUGGUGCUGAUGAGCAAAACUGUGACCCGUUGUGUACUCGGUACAUGGAGUUCGUAUGCAAGAACCGAGCCCAGUGUCUGUUUCAGUCUCUGGUUUGUGACGGCAUCAAACACUGUGAGGACGGGUCCGAUGAGGACGCCGAGUACGCUGGAUGUGCUACACCAUCUGAAUUCGGCAAAGUGUGCGAUGCCUAUACUUUCCAGUGCGCCAACGGAAUAUGUGUAAGCUUGGAGUGGAAGUGCGAUGGCAUGGAUGACUGCGGGGACUACUCUGAUGAAGCAAAUUGUGCUGCUCCCACGGAGGUGCCAGGCUGCUCCAGGUAUUUCCAGUACGAAUGCAAAAAUGGACGCUGUAUCCCUACGUGGUGGAAAUGCGAUGGGGAGAAUGAUUGUGGCGACUGGUCCGAUGAGGCUCACUGCACAGGUGGAGUCACUCCUCAUGCUGUGACCCCUGGUCCGACUACGUGUGCCCCCAACCGCUUCCACUGUGGCUCCGGCGCAUGCAUCAUCAACACCUGGGUGUGUGAUGGCUAUGCCGACUGUCCCGACGGCAGCGAUGAGCUCGGGUGUCCAACAGCAGCGAAUGGCACUGUGACGCUGGCCCCAGCGCCAACCCUGGCCCCCCCAUCCCCCGGCCACUGUAGCCGAGGUCAGUUCCUCUGUCGCCGACCCCCCCAUUGCAUCCCAGAAUGGCAGCACUGUGACGGCCAGCUCCACUGCCAGGACGGCUCUGACGAAGCCCACUGCCCCACUCCCGGGCCUCUGUUCUGUGUGAACGGGACUCGAUGCUCUGACGGUGAAGCCUGCGUGCUGGACAGUGAGAGGUGUGAUGGUUUCCUGGACUGCUCCGACCACAGCGACGAGGACAACUGCACCCCGGACACACUGGCCUACAAAGUCCAGAACCUCCAGUGGACGCCAGAUUUCAUGGGGGCCAUCACUCUGACCUGGUCCCGUCCCAAAAACCUCCCCGUGAACUCUUGCUACUUCCUCAUUUACUACAGGCUUGUAGGGACACAACAGUGGACCAUCAUGGACACCCACAGCAACAAGACCAGCUACAAACUGACCGUUUUGCAGCCGGACACCACCUACCACGUGAAGGUGCUCACGCAAUGCCUCAGCAAGCUUCACAAGACCAACGAGGUGAUCACAGUCAGGACGCCAGAGGGAUUGCCUGACCCCCCCAGGAACCUGCAGCUGUCGUGUGAUAACAGAGAAGAGGGGACCGUCGAGGUGUCCUGGAAUCCUCCUGACAAAGGACACGGCCUGAUCAGGGAGUACAUAGUUGAAAACUGCGAGCACGGAGGUCUUGAUUGGACGUCGCAAAGGUCCACCGAAACCAGCAUCAAAGUGAAGGAGCUGCAGCCAGAUAUUCUUUACAGGUUCAGGGUGGCUGCUGUGACCAGUCGAGGUGUUGGAAACUGGAGUGAGAUUAAAUCCAUCACCCCUAAAAAAGCUCUGCCACCUCCGUCUGUUAUCGCCGACAGCAUCACCUCCGACUCCAUGAGCCUGUCAUUCAGUUUGAACUCGCAGUACGAAGUGAAACACUACGUCGUGAUACUGUCCUGGCAGUUUGAUAGCCACGUCAAGGAGAGCCACAACCACACAGUCCAAGACAGAAUCCUCAAAGCCACAAACCUGACAGCGGGGACUUUGUACGAGGUGGCUGUGUGGGCCCACACCAGCAUAGGAGACAGUCCUACGGCCCUGUCACAACACCAGACCGUCGGAGCCCAGCCCGAACGGCCCCUCCUCAAAGCCAGGGCUCUAAACCAGACGGCCGUGGAAUGCAGCUGGACCACCAAUGGGCCCCCUGCAGAGCUGUACGGCGUGUUUUAUGCCACGUCUUUCCUGGAUCUAUACCGGAGUCCCCGUCAGGUCCGCACCUCCUCUCUCAGCCUCACGGUGACCGUGGACAGCGAUGAACAGUAUCUCUUUCUGGCUCGGGCUGUCUCUCCCUACCUGGGCCCCCCCUCUGACUACACGGUGGUUAAAAUGAUUCCCAAUGAGAGGCUCCCACCCAGGAACCUCCACCGUGUGCGGAUCGACCGGACUCAGGCCACGCUGAAGUGGCAGCCGCCGUACGACACCCCCGACGCCCCUCUGACCUAUGUGAUCCACGUGAGGGACGUGAUCCGGAAGACGGAGCACGACUACAAGCUGACCACUCAGAACAACACGGUGGAGUACCUUCUCAAAGGCCUGGAGCCCGGCGGAAGGUACAGCAUCUCUGUCCGCCUGCGCAACAUGAGCAAGGAGGCCAGCUUCACUCUCAGCACAGUGCCGCUUCCUGCUCCGGAGGCCUUGAAAAUAUUGACCGAGCAAGAUCACGUGUUCCUCUUCUGGAAAAGCUUAGCGGUGCACGACAGGGGCUUCAAUGAAAGCAGGGGCUACGAGGUGCACGUGUUCGACAGCGUGACCAACCAGACGUCGUACCUGGGCAACACCACCGAAACAUACCUCCGCAUCAGCAGCCUUCUGGCCGGACACAACUACACCUUCUCGGUGCAGGCCCGCUGCCUGAUAAACGGCCAGCUGUGUGGGGAGCCCGCCCUCCUGCUCUACGACCAGCUGACAGGCAGCAGCGAGGCCGCCCGCACCGAGGGCCACUCGGGGGACACGGCGGCGGUGGUGGUUCCCGUCCUCUUCCUGCUCCUGCUGGGAGUGUGCGGCGGCCUGGUGGCGCUCUACCUCAGACACCGCCGGCUCCAGAACAACUUCACCGCCUUCGCCAACUCCCACUACAACUCUCGCCUGGGUUCCGCCAUAUUCUCCUCCGGGGAUGAGCUGGGGGAUGACGAUGAAGACGCUCCCAUGAUCAGUGGCUUCUCGGACGAUGUUCCCAUGGUCAUCGCGUAGCAAGACAUCCCCCCCUUUUACGCUUCCCACCCUGCUUCUGCUCCCUUUUAGUCCCCUUCACUCCUCAUCUCGGCGCAGUACAACGGAGUGCAAAGCCAGCAGGUGGAAACUAACCGCCGCCUCAAAUCCAUCGAAGGGAAUCCCUCCUGGUCCACAGGAAAACAUGAAGAAAAAAGCAGAAAAGCGCAAAAAAAAAGAGAAUUAGAUAUUUUUCAAAGAUACGAUGCACUUUUUUGGAUGCGCAAUAACUUAUUUUUUAUAACGUUGAAUGAGUAUAUCUAUAUAUAUAUAUAUAUAUAUGUUAUGGGUCAGCAAAAGGACUGGAGAAGUGGUCGGUAGCUGAGGAAAACUGUGAAGGAUCUGAGUUUGUCCUGUAGGGAAAGAGAGACCCGAUCUGAAAUGCAAACUCACUUUCUAUUAGAGCGGUUCGUUGCUUAAAGCCAAAAUAAGAAUCUAAACUGGAAAAGGAAAGGAAAAGAAAAACACACACACACACGUAGACACAUAGAAAAACCUACGAAUAUAUAGCCUCAUGCUGUAUUCACAAUGUACAAAUAGAAUUCCUUUGGGUCUGCAAGGGUUAGAUUUCUGAAUAUGUAGCGGUGGAGCCCCGUUUGAGAUUUGUGGAAGAGCUACCCAUACACCACGCGUCAUCCGAAGUACCUGUCUUAGUUACAUCGUCUGUGACUAGAUAAUCGACGAACAGAUCUGUGAUUAGACUCAUCACUGGCACCAUGUAAUGUCGUCAUGGAAACACUUUUCUUUCUCUCACCAGCACACUGUUGUAUGUAAGUAUGUAUGUAGAGGUGACACAUGAUUAGAAAACGUAAUAUUCCUGGCUCCAGGGCUAAAGAAAAAACCUCGGAGCAUUGCCAAGAUGAUAGAACCUAUUUGUAAAUAUAGGCUUUUAAUAUGUCCUCACCUUGUAAUGCUGCACCAUAUCAUUCUGUAAAAAUGUUUUCUUUUUAAUUAUUGUUUUUACAAAUCAUUCAGGACCACAAAAAAGAUUUUUACCACAGCUGUGGUCGUAGAUGAAGUGUGUUUGGGGUUCUCAGGGAACUGUGUCAGAGCGGCACAGUGCAGCACCAUCACCACCACCACGGCUUAGGCGCCACUGUCCAUCUACUGUUAAAUAGGUACUGAAACGUCGUUAAGGGGUCAGGGGUCAGCGGUCAGCUGCGGGCAGAUCAUUGUUGGCGGCCCGAUGAAGAAUCAUCAGGCAUUUAUUCACGUUUCGCUCUCAUUUAGGUCUUGGAUUAUUGUUAUUUUAGAUUACUUUGGAUUUCCACUUUGACCUAAAUAGAUUACUUUUUUUUAUUUUUGUGGAAAUAGGCCCAUUGGGUUCAUGGGAUUACACCAGAAAAUGGCGCAUCAAAAUUUAAUUAAGGGCUUUUUUCCCCCAAAAACACACAACGCUUUAGCUUGUUCAGGUAAGAAAAAGAUUAACAAAGUCAUCAAUUUCUGUCAUGUGAAAUAAGAAUUUUCACGUUAUAUGUCAGUUAAUCUCCUUUUUCAUGCUAAAACUGCUCUGUAUGUGUAAAAGUAGCUGUCUUUUUGACCAAUUACUGUAAAAGUCCGAUACAUAGGUAACAAACAGUCAUCACAUUCCCCUCAACCUAAAGUAAUUCGAUCAAAUAACUGUAAAUGUCUGAACAACCUAUCAUAGACUCUCAUAAACAUCAAGACAAGCAGUUUUCCCCCCCACCGUUGAUCUUCACGGACAAGCAUGAUGGAUACUUUUUGUUUUUUGUUUUUCUCUCGUGAAGGAUUGCGAGAUCAGACGUGGAUCGAGCCGUUGAUUGUACAGAAAGGACCGUGGUGGUUAUUAUUUGUCCUUAAAUGUGUCACCACGCACCAAAACAACAAAAAAACAAAAAAAAAAACAUUGAUUCUGCUCCACUUCACGGCCGAUACCAGCCCAACCUCCCCCCCACGACUCUACUGCACUCCAUUAACCGAUGUCUGUCUUUUGCCUCUGGGCUCGAGCCAUUUGAACUUUGAAACCGAUGGUGUCCUGCUUUUUAUCGAACUGUUUUUUUUUUUGGUUCGUAAAGGUGUCUCAUGAAUGUAUUUUGUACAUAAACCUCCGAAGAUUUUUUUUUUCUUCCCCCCCAGCUCAUGAUGCUACUUCUCGCCACCUGUGAACUCAGCGCACGCUCUGGUUUGAACUGGUGAAAUCACUGCUUUCACAGUGUUUGCACUCGGAAGAAUUUCGUCUGUUCGUUUCGGUUCGAAAACCCACUCCCAGAACAUUCUAGAACGGUAGAGCCCACCUGUCCUUCCUUGCAUCGUUAAAUCCCGUCUAUUGACCUGUGAGUUUUCCUUAAGACUUAAUCUCGUUUGUUUAUUUUUGCUCUGGUAUUGAGGUACUUUGUUCUGUUUCUGGCCUUAAAACUGAUUUCUCUUUCGGUACAG